This is a messenger RNA of Chlorocebus sabaeus (green monkey), 2348 nucleotides long. It is a transcript of the gene SLC3A2, whose product is annotated as solute carrier family 3 member 2. Lineage: Eukaryota; Metazoa; Chordata; Mammalia; Primates; Cercopithecidae. Gene Ontology annotation, biological process: carbohydrate metabolic process; L-alanine import across plasma membrane; L-leucine import across plasma membrane. Gene Ontology annotation, molecular function: aromatic amino acid transmembrane transporter activity; L-leucine transmembrane transporter activity; L-alanine transmembrane transporter activity. Gene Ontology annotation, cellular component: apical plasma membrane; basolateral plasma membrane. The record is from RefSeq and is a predicted model, not a curated record.
GCCUUGGUGGGGGAAAAGGCAGAAGUUGCGACUGGCUGCCUCUGACAGCGCAAGGAGCCAUGCGAAGUUGGGAAAACCCGGCGGUGAACCAGGGGCAAAUGGAGGAUGGUGUUGGGGUAGUUACUAGCCUGCCGGAACGGAAGAAGAGGGGCCUUUGGGGGCGAUAAGGCCUAAAGGACACUGGAGGGGCCUCGGGAUUUGGGCGAGGAUCACAGGCCUCGUCCACUUAAAGGUGGCUCCGUGCCAAGCCUUCCCAGAGUCAGGUUGAAAAGAACCUUAGGUUUAGACAAGUUGGAGAUGAGAAAUUGGACGACGCAGGAAGUACUGUUGGAGGCGUGUUCCUGACUUUACUACCCUGAGCCGUCCACGGCUGGGGCAGUCCCCGAGGUUCCACCUUAAGGGGCGGGCCGGGGCGGGGCUCCGCUGCCCCUUCCCAGAGGCCGCGCCUGUUGCUGAGCAGAUGCAGUAGCCGAAGCUGCGCGGAGGCACACAGGCCGGGAGACCGUUCUGGGUCCGAGGGUCCGGGCAGGGGUUGAGCCACCAUCUAACCUCAAGCUUUGUCGUGUCGCCGGUUCUGCAGGCACCAUGAGCCAGGACACCGAGGUGGAUAUGAAGGAGGUGGAGCUGAAUGAGUUAGAACCCGAGAAGCAGCCGAUGAACGCGGCGUCUGGGGCUGCCAUGGCCGUGGUGGGAGCGGAGAAGAAUGGUCUGGUGAAGAUCAAGGUGGCGGAAGACGAGGCGGAGGCAGCAGCCGCGGCUAAGUUCACGGGCCUGUCCAAGGAGGAGCUGCUGAAGGUGGCGGGCAGUCCCGGCUGGGUGCGUACCCGCUGGGUGCUGCUGCUGCUCUUCUGGCUCGGCUGGCUCGGCAUGCUGGCGGGUGCAGUGGUCAUAAUCGUGCGGGCGCCGCGCUGUCGGGAGCUACCGGCGCAGAAGUGGUGGCACACGGGCGCCCUCUACCGCAUCGGCGACCUUCAGGCUUUCCAAGGCCACGGCUCGGGCAACUUGGCGGGUCUGAAGGGGCGUCUCGAUUACCUGAGCUCUCUGAAGGUGAAGGGCCUUGUGCUGGGCCCACUUCACAAGAACCAGAAGGACGAUGUCGCUCAGACCGACUUGCUGCAGAUCGACCCCAAUUUUGGCUCCAAGGAAGAUUUUGACAGUCUCUUGCAAUCGGCUAAAAAAAAGAGCAUCCAUGUCAUUCUGGACCUCACUCCCAACUACCGGGGUGAGAACUCGUGGUUCUCCACCCAGGUUGACAGUGUGGCCACCAAGGUGAAGGAUGCUCUGCAGUUUUGGCUGCAAGUUGGCGUGGAUGGGUUCCAGGUUCGGGACAUAGAGAAUCUGAAGGAUGCAUCCUCAUUCUUGGCUGAGUGGGAAAACAUCACCAAGGGCUUCAGUGAAGAUAGGCUCUUGAUUGCAGGGACUAACUCCUCCGACCUUCAGCAGAUCGUGAGCCUACUCGAAUCCAACAAAGACUUGCUGUUGACUAGCUCAUACCUGUCUGAUUCCAGCUUUACUGGGGAGCAUACAAAAUCCCUAGUCACACAGUAUUUGAAUGCCACUGGCAAUCGCUGGUGCAGCUGGAGUUUGUCUCAGGCAGGGCUCCUGACUUCGUUCUUGCCGGCUCAACUUCUCCGACUCUACCAGCUGAUGCUCUUCACCCUGCCAGGAACCCCUGUUUUCAGCUAUGGGGAUGAGAUUGGCCUGAAGGCGGCUGCCCUUCCUGGACAGCCUGUGGAGGCUCCAGUCAUGCUGUGGGAUGAGUCCAGCUUCCCUGACAUCCCAGGGGCUGUAAGUGCCAACAUGACUGUGAAGGGCCAGAGUGAAGACCCUGGCUCCCUCCUUUCCUUGUUCCGGCAGCUGAGUGACCAGCGGAGUAAGGAGCGCUCCCUAUUGCAUGGGGACUUCCAUACAUUCUCCUCUGGGCCUGGACUCUUCUCCUAUAUCCGCCACUGGGACCAGAAUGAGCGUUUUCUGGUAGUGCUUAACUUUGGGGAUGUGGGCCUCUCGGCUGGGCUGCAGGCCUCCGACCUGCCUGCCAGCGCCAGCCUGCCAACCAAGGCUGACCUUGUGCUCAGCACCCAGCCAGGCCGUGAAGAGGGCUCCCCGCUUGAGCUGGAACGCCUGAAACUGGAGCCUCACGAAGGGCUGCUGCUCCGCUUCCCCUAUGUGGCCUGACCCCAGCCUGACGUGGACCCGCUACCCUUCUUUCCUUCCCAGGCCCUUUGGGUUCUGGUUUUUCUCUUUUUUCCCCUUUUUUAAAAAACAAAAACAAAACUGUUGCAGAUUAUAAAUGAACCCCCAAAUAGGGUGUUUUCUGCCUUCAAAUAAAAGUCACCCCUGCCUGGUGA